Messenger RNA from Thermothielavioides terrestris NRRL 8126, 2824 nucleotides. Its product is annotated as glycoside hydrolase family 5 protein. Gene Ontology annotation, molecular function: steryl-beta-glucosidase activity. The record is from RefSeq and is a predicted model, not a curated record. Gene Ontology annotation, biological process: ergosteryl 3-beta-D-glucoside catabolic process. Bases 90 to 2423 code for a protein of 777 amino acids. NCBI's taxonomy places the organism in Eukaryota, Fungi, Ascomycota, Sordariomycetes, Sordariales, Chaetomiaceae. The transcript has 2 exons.
CGCCGAGGUUCCGAUCUGUGUUGCCCGCCUUCGUCCCACGUCGGCUCCCCCGCUUGCACAACACAGAAUCCCUGCCGGGCUCUCGGACCAUGACCGGCCUCCGUCUCAUCAUCGAGGAUGGCAAGUUCUGCGACGGGCACGGCAGGCAGGUCGUUCUGCGCGGCAUCAACGUCGCCGGCGAAGCCAAGUACCCGAGCAGGCCCCAUCAGCCGUCGCACGUGCCCGACGACUUCUUCGACGGCGACAACGUCAGCUUCGUCGGCAGGCCCUUCCCCAGCCACGAGGCCCACCUCCAUUUCUCCCGCCUGAAGCGCUACGGCUACAACACCAUCCGCUAUGUCUUCACCUGGGAGGCCAUCGAGGCCGCCGGCCCGGGCAUCUACGACGAGGCCUGGAUCGCCGAGACGAUCGAGGUGCUGCGCGCCGCGAAGCGCUACGGCUUCUACAUCUUCAUGGAUCCUCACCAGGACGUGUGGUCUCGCUUCUCAGGGGGCUCGGGUGCUCCCAUGUGGACGCUCUACGCGGCCGGCCUCAACCCGCAGAGCUUUGCGGCGACGGAGGCUGCUAUCGUCCACAACACGUACCCGGAGCCCGACAAGUUCCCCAAGAUGAUCUGGUCCACAAACUACUACCGCCUUGCCGCCGCUACCAUGUUCACGCUGUUCUUUGCCGGCAGGGACUUUGCGCCCAAGUGCAUCCUGGACGGGAUGAACAUCCAAGACUAUCUGCAGGGGCAUUUCCUGCGGGCUUGCGCCCACCUCGCGCGGCGCAUCCACGAAGCCGGGGACAUCGAGAACGACGUCGUGUUCGGCUGGGAGACCUUGAACGAGCCAAACAAGGGCAUGAUCGGCUACGAGGACAUCAGUGUCAUACCGAAAGAGCAGGCGCUGAAGAAAGGCACCUGCCCGACGAUAUGGCAGGCCAUGCUUCUGGGGUCCGGUCGCGCCGUCGAGGUCGAGACGUGGGACAUGGGCGGGCUAGGUCCGUACAAGGUCGGGCGCACGCUGGUCGACCCCCACGGCGAGGUUGCCUGGCUGCCGGCCGGCUACGACGAGUCGCGCUACGGCUAUAAGAGGGAUCCCGGGUGGAAGCUCGGGGAGUGCCUCUGGGCACAGCACGGCGUUUGGGAUCCAUCCACCGACACGCUUCUCAGGAAGGACUAUUUCCGAAAGCACCCGACUACUGGUGACACCAUCGACUACCCCUACUUCACCAACACGUAUUUCAUGGACUUCUACCGGAAAUUCCGCGACGCGAUCCGGGCGCAUCACGCGGAUGCGAUCAUGCUGCUGCAGGGACCCACGAUGGAGCUGCCGCCGUUGAUCAAGGGCACUCCAGACGGCGACGAUCCUCGGCUGGUUUACGCUCCGCAUUGGUAUGACGGCAUCACGCUGAUGACCAAGAAGUGGAACAGGAAUUGGAACGUCGAUGUGAUAGGCGUGCUCCGCGGGAGGUACUGGCACCCGGCCUUCGCCAUCAAGCUGGGCGAGACGGCCAUCCGCAACUGCUUCCGGGACCAGCACGCGGCCAUGAGGAAGGAGGGCCUCGACCGCAUGGGGAACCACCCGUGCGUGAUGACAGAGUUCGGCAUCCCGUACGACAUGGACGACAAGUAUGCCUACCGGACGGGCGACUACUCGAGUCAGUCGGCUGCUAUGGACGCCAACCACUUCGCAGUGGAAGCCGCCGGCUUAGAAGGCUAUACCCUGUGGCUAUACAUGGCCACGAACGACCACGAAAGGGGGGACCAGUGGAACGGCGAGGACCUUUCCAUCUUCUCCAUCGACGACAAGCUGCUACCUCUUUCGGCGCUUCCUCGGAGUCCCGGCAUCGACGGCGCCUCAACGACCGCUCUGCGCUCCUCCGUGCCGAGGAAGGAGCUGGACGACGACGACAGCGUCACGCCGGCCAACCUCAAGCGCUCCCUCACCAACCCCUCCAUCUCGUCCGAGGCCACGUCCCGGCAGCCGGAGCUGACCGCCUGCCCGGGGUACCGGGCCGCGGAGGCGUACGUGCGGCCGGCCCCGACCACGGUCGCGGGCGUCAUCGCCAGCUACGGCUUCGACCUGCGGCAGUGCGUCUUCACGCUGGCGCUCACGGCGCCGCGCGCCGCCGACCCGCUCGCCCCGACCGUCGUCUUCCUCCCCGAGUACCACUUCCCCCGCGACGCGUGCGUCGUCGAGGCCAGCUCGGGAAAGUGGGAGAUCAGCUGCGACGAGGACGAGGCCGUGCUCGUCCAGCGCCUGCGCUGGUGGCACGGCCCCGGCGAGCAGACCCUGCGCGUCUCGGGCGUCGUCAGGAAGCUGCUUGCCGCUGAGGCUGUGGGGGGUGGUGCUGCCGCCGCCGGUGCCGCCGUCGCCGAGGACGCUGGAUACUACGAACAGUGUAACCAGGGGGCGUGGAGCAAUUGUGCUCUUAUGUGAUUGCAAUGGGGGCGGCUCGACCGAGACGGUGCGUGGGUUUUCUGGGCUAGGGAGCGACUUUUUUCCUUUACGCUUUGCAUAUUUCUUGGUUUACCUGCAGCAUAUUUUGGCCGGCGGUCGGGAAGGACUUGGCGUUUGGUUCGCAGCGGGAUAUAGUUUUAUAACGAGCGAGGGCCGGACCGGUCAUGGAAGGAUAUGCCACGACUCAAGGGGCCGAUUCGCUGCCCAAUGGACUCCGGCGCUACGCAAUACUUUGCCUUGGAAAGAAAAACGUUGGUAUCAUGCUAUAUUGACGGAUUCCAUGCUCUGUUACACUGUGACUCAGCAAGGCUAGCUUGCCUGUUAUAGAGGGUAGUAUCCCAGCGUGAGGGCAUGCGUAUGUACAUCCGAGUAGUCAGGAC